This is a messenger RNA of Mytilus trossulus (common blue mussel), 2145 nucleotides long. RefSeq lists its product as uncharacterized. NCBI's taxonomy places the organism in Eukaryota, Metazoa, Mollusca, Bivalvia, Mytilida, Mytilidae. The transcript is spliced from 10 exons. The record is from RefSeq and is a predicted model, not a curated record. Bases 1 to 2145 code for a protein of 714 amino acids.
AUGGUGGUACUGAUGUUCAGCUUAGAUGGUGGUAUUGAUGGUGUGGUAGUAGAUGGUGGUCCUGUUGGUGUUGUAGCAGACGUUGAUCCUGUUGGUGUUGUAGCAGCUGUUGGUACUCUUGGUGUUGUAGUAGAUGGUGGUACUGAUGGUGUAGUAGUUGAUGGUGGUAUUGAUGGUGUGGUAGUAGAUGGUGGUCCUGUUGGUGUAGUAGCAGACGUUGAUCCUGUUGGUGUAGUAGCAGACGUUGGUCCUGUUGAUGUAGUAAUAGAUGGUGGUUCUGUUGGUGUAGUAGUAGAUGGUGGUACUGAUGGUUUAGUAGCAGACGUUGGUCCUGUUGGUGUUGUAGUAGAUGGUGAUACUGAUGGUGUAGUAGCAGACGUUGGUCCUGUUGGUAUUGUAGUAGAUGGUGAUACUGAUGGUGUAGUGGUAGAUGGUGUAGUAGAUGGUGGUAUUGAUGGUGAAGUAGUCGAUGGUGGUGCUGAUGUUGUAGUAGCAGACGUUGGUCCUGUUGGUGUUGUAGUAGAUGGUGAUACUGAUGGUGUAGUAGCAGACGUUGGUCCUGUUGGUGUUGUAGUAGAUGGUGAUACUGAUGGUGUAGUGGUAGAUGGUGUAGAUGGUGGUAUUGAUGGUGAAGUAGUCGAUGGUGGUGCUGAUGUUGUAGUAGCAGACGUUGGUCCUGUUGGUGUUGUAUCAGAUGGUGGAACUGAUGGUGUAGUAGUAGAUGGUGGUAUUGAUGGUAUAGUAGUUGAUGGUGGUACUGAUGUUGUAGUAGUAGAUGGUGGUACUGUUGUUGUAGUAGCAGAUGGUGGUAUUGAUGGUGUAGUAGCAGAUAGUGGUACUGAUGGUGUAGUAGUAGAUGUUGGUACUGUUGGUGUAGUAGUUGAUGGUGGUAUUGAUGGUGUAGUAGCAGACGUUGGUCCUGUUGGUGUAGUAGUAGAUGGUGUCGAUGGUGGUGCUGAUGUUGUAGUAGCAGACGUUGGUCCUGUUGGUGUUGUAUCAGAUGGUGGAACUGAUGGUGUAGUAGUAGAUGGUGGUAUUGAUGGUAUAGUAGUUGAUGGUGGUACUGAUGGUGUAGUAGCAGAUGGUGGUACUGAUUGUGUAGUAGCAGAUGGUGGUACUGUUCGUGUAGUAGCAGACGUUGGUCCUGUUGGUGUAGUAGUAGAUGGUGGUACUGAUGAUGUAGUAGUAGAUGUUGGUACUGAUGGUGUAGUAGCAGACGUUGGUCCUGUUGGUGUAGUAGCAGAUAGUGGUACUGAUGGUGUAGUAGUAGAUGUUGGUACUGAUGGUGUAGUAGCAGACGUUGGUCCUGUUGGUGUAGUAGCAGAUGGUGGUACUGAUGGUGUAGUAGUAGACGUUGGUCCUGUUGGUGUAGUAGCAGAUGGUGUAGUAGAUGGUGGUAUUGAUGGUGUAGUAAUAGAUGGUGGUACUGUUGGUGUAGUAGCAGAUGGUGGUACUGAUGUUGUAGUAGCAGACGUUGGUCCUUUUGGUGUUGUAGAAGAUGGUGGUCCUGUUGGUGUUGUAGCAGAUGGUGUAGUAGAUGUUGAUACUGUCGGUGUAGUAGUAGAUGGUGGUAUUGAUGGUGUAGUAGCAGACGUUGGUCCUGUUGGUGUUGUAGUAGAUGGUGGUAAUGAUGGUGUAGUGGUAGAUGGUGGUACUGAUGGUGUAGUAGUAGAUGGUGGUAUUGAUGGUGUAGUUGUAGAUGUUGAUACUGUUGGUGUAGUAGUAGAUGGUGUAGAUGGUGGUAUUGAUGGUGUGGUAGUAGAUGGUGGUCCUGUUGGUGUAGUAGCAGACGUUGAUCCUGUUGGUGUAGUAGCAGACGUUGGUCCUGUUGAUGUAGUAAUAAAUGGUGGUUCUGUUGGUGUAGUAGUAGAUGGUGGUACUGAUGGUGUAGUAGCAGACGUUGGUCCUGUUGGUGUAGUAGUAGAUGUAGAUGGUGGUAUUGGUGGUGAAGUAGUCGAUGGUGGUACUGUUGGUGUAGUAGUAGAUGGUGAUACUGAUGGUGUUGUAGCAGAUAGUGGUAUUGAUGGUGUAGUAGCUGUUGUAGGUACGGAUAGUGUUGUAGCAGCAGGUUGUUCAGACGAUGUUGUUUCAGCAGGUAGUUCUAAAGGAAAAGUUAAACAAAAAAAAUGCCAGUGUUUAAUGUAA